AUGGCCAGAGACCUGUCGCCGUACAGUGCGCGACGACUGCUUACGCAACAAUUAGUCCAAGGAAAGACUGCCUCGCCCCAGGCAGUUCCAAGCAGGAAUGGAAGCCCGAGCAAUACCUCGAAACAUGGGUCAGAACGUGCCGGGAAAGAGCCUUCGAUAGCAUCUGGCCCCCGAUCGAGGAGUAGAUCGAGGGAGAGGAAGCCCAGGAACGUACCGAAAGACGGCGAGCCAAAGGAAGCGACCACCGAGCCCAUCGCCGUUCGUAAGCGGGAACAGUCCCCAGAACCAUACAGGAAGCCGCGAGACUCGUCCAGAGAGAGGAAGCGCGACGGUUCGAGAGAGCGGAGGAAGGAUCGGUCUAGGGACAGGUCACGAGAGAGGAAACGAGAUAGAUCGGGCGACAGAAAGAAACAUCGUUCGAGGGACAGGCGGCGCGACCGCUCACGCGACAAGGACGGGGACAGGCACAAAAAGCGCGAUCGCUCCAAGGACAGACACAGUCGGCGAGAUCGCUCGCGCUCCAGAGACCGACGCCGCAGAGACAAGUCCAAAGAAGGCCGACGUUCACGCUCGCCUAUACCAUACCGUUCUCGCAAACCGCGCACUCGCUCGCCCUCCGCGUCCACAUCUCCUCCUCCCAAACGUCGCCGACGUACACGCUCCCCAUUGCCUUCGCGUUCGCCCUCUCCACACGAGCGAGCUAAGAAACCGCUCCCGUCGCAAGAAGUCUCGUUCCGCGGGCUUGACGACUCCGUCCAACCACCCUCAAAAUAUGGUGGCGCACCACCCGACAAGGAGAAACCUAACUUCAAGCCCACUGGUGCGCUGGCCAAAGCUGCCAACCGCGUAGAAGGCACCAAGAUCUCCCUCAAAUACCACGAGCCACCUGAGGCGCGAAAACCACCCGCUUCACAGCCCUGGCGCAUCUUUGUAUUCAAGGGCGACGAUGUGGUAGAUACUAUUGAAAUAUGGCAGAAGAGUUGUUGGUUGCUGGGCCGAUCACAUGAAGUCGUGGACUAUGUUCUUGAGCACCCUAGCUCAAGUGGACAGCACGCAGCCAUCCAGUUUCGGUACAUACAGAAGACGAUUGAAGACGAAUUCGGCGUGAAGAGCCAUCGAGGAAAGGUCAAGCCUUACAUCAUUGACCUGGAAAGCAGUAAUGGCACGGAGCUGAACGGCGAGGAUCUCGAGGCGAGUCGCUACUUUGAGCUCAGAGACAAGGACAUCCUCAAAUUCGGAGGGAGCGAGAGGGAGUACGUGAUCAUGCUGCCACCAGCCGAUGCUAAAUAA
Messenger RNA from Alternaria atra, 1290 nucleotides. RefSeq lists its product as uncharacterized. Gene Ontology annotation, cellular component: nucleus. Gene Ontology annotation, biological process: maintenance of RNA location; mRNA splicing, via spliceosome. The coding region runs from base 1 to 1290 and encodes 429 amino acids. The transcript has a single exon. The record is from RefSeq and is a predicted model, not a curated record. Lineage: Eukaryota; Fungi; Ascomycota; Dothideomycetes; Pleosporales; Pleosporaceae. Gene Ontology annotation, molecular function: mRNA binding; protein binding.